Messenger RNA from Chrysoperla carnea, 432 nucleotides. Its product is annotated as biopolymer transport protein ExbD-like. The transcript has a single exon. Gene Ontology annotation, molecular function: transmembrane transporter activity. The record is from RefSeq and is a predicted model, not a curated record. Bases 1 to 432 code for a protein of 143 amino acids. Gene Ontology annotation, biological process: transmembrane transport. NCBI's taxonomy places the organism in Eukaryota, Metazoa, Arthropoda, Insecta, Neuroptera, Chrysopidae.
AUGGCUAUUAAGAUUGCUGGAAGUAAUAGAAAAAGUAAAAGAGCUGUAGUUAGUGAAAUCAACGUUACGCCGCUUGUCGAUGUGAUGCUUGUAUUACGAAUUAUUUUUAUGAUCACUUCCCCAAUGUUAGUUUCAGGUGUAAAUUUCGACUUACCUGAAACAAAUUCAAGCCCAAUUUCAGGACAAGAUGAGCCUUUAGUUGUUACUAUCAAUAAUAAAGGGGAAGUUUUCUUGCUUGAAACACCUAUUGAAAGAAAGCAUUUAACUGAUAAGCUUGUAAAUAUCACUAAAGAGAAAAAAGAUACUAGGAUUUUUGUUAGAGGUGAUAAAAACGUUUCUUAUGGUGAAGUGGUAGAAGUAGUAUCAGAAAUUCAUGCAGCCGGAUUUUCUCGUGUAGCUCUUAUUUCAAAUAUUAAAAAUAAUGAAAAGUAA